Molecule: messenger RNA, 1001 nt
Organism: Paramecium octaurelia
Lineage: Eukaryota; Ciliophora; Oligohymenophorea; Peniculida; Parameciidae
Source: the annotation of a GenBank genome assembly
AUGUCAGAAAAGUUCUUUACAAAAAAACAGAAAUUUGAAAACAAGGCGAAAUCUUAAAAUUAAAAAACAAGGUUUCUGAAUGACAAGGAAGAAAGUGAGUAGCCCCCUCAGAUGAGAAAUGCAUAACGGUUUUUGUAAUCCAAUUUGUUUAUCAAGAAAGUCGAAAACCAAAGGCAACUUAGGAGAUGAUUACACUUCCUCAGCCAUCUAUCCAGUAUGCUCAACCAGUAAUUAAUAUAAAAUUUAACUCUAUUUAGUAUGUUCCAAAACCAAUCCCCAUACCUGAAGCGAUCAAAUAGAUAGACAAGAAAAUCAAGGCUUAUCGCAGAUUGAUGGAGAGAGAGAGAAAAGAGAAAUUGCAACGAGAACAACAAGAGAUGCAGAGAUUAAACGAGUAAGAGGAGGAUCAAAAAAGAGCCAUAGAUUUUAUGACAAAUCCCUAAAUAAUUGAUUAAUAAGAGCCAGAGCCAGAGUAAGAAGAGGAUGAAUAAGACUUGUUGUCUGAGGAACCAAGAGUAGAGGCUCAAUAACCAAUAUCAAUCAGCGAGAAGGUUUCAUAUUCUGAGGCAGUAAAAAAGAGAGAAUAGAUCUAUGAUCACACACUUCAAAGGAUGUACGAAAAGAGAUAAAACCCAGUGUUGUUUGCAGUAAUAUAACAUGAUCUAUAAUGAGAAAUUUAAGAAGAAGCCUCCCAUUUUGAAUAUCACAUCGAAAAAUAAGAUUUCGAAGGGGAAUGGAAGGAUGGAUCCCGAAGAACAUAAGUUGAGGGUGUAUAAUAGGGAAAAUGUGCCAACGAUGCCAGAUUUGAUAAUUCCCUCGUUCACAAUAAAGAAGGAUCAGAUGGCUAAAAACAUCUUGGCAUAUUUAGUACAUAUGUUUAAUGAUAUGAUUUCAAAUAGAAAGAAUACACUCCGCUAUUUCGGGGGUACAAGAAUUACGAAUAUCCAAAAUGCGUGUAAAACAUCCUUUAGGAAGAGAUAGACUCACUGCCUCAAUAAUGA